GAAGCGGGACUUUAAAAGAGUUAAGGCAUUAUUAUUGAAAAGCCUCAUGGAACCUAACAAAGUGGCAUACAGAUAUCCUAUGACACUAUCUAACAAUGCCAAGUUUAUUAAAUCUAGCUGUUUUCUUCAACAAUUAUUUUUUGCUUCACAUUCUUCCUGAGGUUGGUUUUGUUAUUGACAUUGCGACUAUCUCUUAUAUAAAGAGUUUAAUACAAAUACAACGGAGCUCAACCACUGGACGGGGAAAGUAACAUUACCCAUUCCAGAAUUUGUGGUUGCACACUAAUAAUGCUCAUUUCAGAUAUCAGCCAUUUUUUCAUGCAAAAGGAAUAAAAGCAUGUGCAAAAUCUACUGUGGACAAUCAGAUACAUAGAAAAAGGAAUAAUGUCUCUCUUAACUGAUGCUGUUGAUGCUGCUUUCCAGGGAGCAGGAGCUAACACUGGAUUAGAAAUAUGGUGUGUAGAGAACCUUCAGUUGGUACCAGUCCCAAAGUCUUCACAUGGGAAAUUUUUUUCUGGAAGCACCUAUAUUGUUCUAAAUACAGUUUUACUGAAAAGUGGUCUUCAUCAACAUGAUAUACAUUACUGGUUGGGAAAUAAUGCAAAAGAGGAUGACUCAGCUUUGGUGUCAGAAAAGGCACUUGAGUUAGAUGCGGCCCUCGGGUCUCACGCUGUCCAAUAUCGGGAAGAUCAAGGUCAGGAAACGGGAAAGUUCCUAUCUUACUUUAAACCCUGUAUCAUACCCAUCGAAGGCGUGUUUUCUUCAGGGGUACAGUUUAACAGUGAAACCUAUCAAGUCAGCUUGUUAGCAUGCAAGGGAGAUCAUGCCGUUUAUGUUAAAGAAGUGCCUUUUUCUAGGUCCUCCUUGAACCACAAUGAUGUAUUUAUACUCGACACGGCAUCAAAAAUAUUCCUAUUUAGUGGUUGCAAGUCAAGCACACAAGAAAGAGCUAAAGCUUUAGAGGUUGUUCAGUAUAUCAUAGAAAACAAGCAUAAUGGGAGGUGUGAUGUGACUACCAUAGAGGAUGGGAAAUUUGUUGCUGAUCCUGAUGUUGGAGAGUUUUGGAGCUUAUUUGGUGGCUAUGCUCCCAUUGCCAGGGACCUGCCUUCAACAAUUCAGAAAAAUUCUGAAAUUCCUUCUGUAUACCUAUUCUGGAUUUCUGCCCAAGGACAACUAUGUCAAAUUGGGACUGAUUCUGAUUCGUUAAAGAAAGAAAUGCUUGAUGCAGACAAGUGCUAUAUGUUGGACUGUGGCACUGAGCUUUUUGUUUGGAUGGGAAGAAGCACCUCCAUCAGCGAACGGAAGAAAUCUAUAUCAUCCAUAGAAGAUAUACUGGGUUCUCAGGGCAGGUCAAAAGGCACCCAUAUAACUUUCUUAACUGGAGGCUCUGAAACUGCUGCAUUUAGGUCAUAUUUUGAUGGCUGGCCUCAGACUGUUGAAAACUUGUAUGAAGAAGGCCGGGAGAAAGUAGCAGCAAUUUUUAAGCACCAUGGAUAUGAUGUAAAGGAACUUCCAGAUGAAGACUGGCAACCAUAUAUAAAUUGCAGUGGCACUCUAAAAGUUUGGCGAGUAAAUGGUAGUGAACUUUAUCUCAUUCCAACUGCAGAACAGAAUAAGCUUUUCACUGGAGACUGCUAUAUUGUGCAGUACAUAUAUCCUGGAGAUGAAAAAGAUGAGCUCUUAUUUUAUGCAUGGCUUGGUUGUAAUAGUGUAACAGAAGACAGAGUUGAAGCAAUCUCCCAUAUGAAUGCAAUGGUUGAUUCAAACAAGGGUGCCGCAGUGUUGGCUCAAGUCGUUGAGGGUGAGGAGCCAGUUCAAUUUUACUCAAUAUUCGAAAUAUUGAUUGUCUUCAAGGGAGGAAUGAGUUCACGUUAUAAGUGUUUCAUAUCAGAAAAGGAAAUCACAGACGAAACUUCUGGUGAAGAAAAGAUGGCUCUUUUCCGCAUUCAAGAAUCGGGCCCUAAUAGCAUGCAAGCUGUUCAAGUUGAUCCAGUUUCAGGUUCACUUAACUCAUCCUAUUGUUACAUCUUGCAAACUGGAGCAUCUGUUUUCACCUGGAUUGGGAAUCUUUCCAAAAUUGAUUUUGGGCUUCUUUACAGAAUUCUGGAUGUUUUAAAUCCCACAUGGCAACCUGUAUCAGUUAGGGAAGGUAAUGAACCUGAUGAUUUCUGGAAUGUUCUUGGUGGGAAGGUGGAAUAUCCAAGGGUAAAGGAGACCAAAAGAUAUGAAGAGGAUCCACAUUUGUUUACUUGUACCUCUACAGAAGGUGAUUUCAAGGUAAAAGAGAUCUACAACUUCAAUCAGGAUGAUUUAACUACUGAGGACGUAUUAGUACUGGACUGCUACAGUGAAAUCUAUGUCUGGAUAGGGCGCCAUGCAAAUAUUAGAUCAAAACAACAUGCUCUUACUCUAGGCAUGAAAUUUCUUGAGAUGGACAUUCUUGUUGAAGGGCUAUCUUUGAAGACUCCUAUAUAUGUUGUUUCAGAAGGAUAUGAACCAUCUUUCUUCACGAGGUUCUUUCAUUGGGAUUCCUCAAAGGCACGUAUGCAUGGUAACUCUUUUGAGAGGAAGCUUGCUAUUUUGAAAGGACAGAUGCAAAAGAUGGAAGCACCUCAAAGAAGUGCAUGGAAAGCAAAUGAUACAUACUCCUCUGGAUCUUAUUCCGACCGUUCCCAAAUCAAAACAGUCAGUUCUGACAGGCUUAGAAGAAGUGUAUCUCCUGCGUUCAGUUCUGAAAGACUAAGAAGAAGUGCAUCUCCUGCAUUCAGUUCUGACAGGCUUAGAAGAAGUGUAUCUCCUGCAUCUCCUGGCUCAGGUUCAAAUUUUAAGGCAUCUAGUAACCACAAGUUUUCUAGUUCAACUCCAAUGUCCGGGGAACUCUUUUCAACGGCUUCUCCUGAUCAUGAUAUUGCUGAUGGGUCAUUAGUAUCAGUACAAGUGGAAGAGCCAAGUUCCAUGGAGAAAGUGAGUUCCACAAAGGUUAAUGGAACUGAAGUUGGCGAGGGAUUGGAAACUUUCCCAUAUGAACGAUUAAAAGUGAUGUCCAACAACCCAGUAACAGGAAUAGAUUUGACUAAACGAGAGGCAUAUCUAUCCCAUGAAGAGUUUCAAGAGAAGUUUGGGAUGACUAAGAAAGCUUUCUAUGAGCUGCCUAAAUGGAGACAGAACAAACACAAGAGAUCCCUCCAUCUUUUUUAGGGGAAAUGACCUUGAUAAUGAAGGCAGAUGGCCAUAUUGACGACAAACUUCUUGAUGGGGAUGAAUGGUUCUGUUUUUCAUUUUCCAGAGGAAAUUGAGGCAAAAUUUGCUAAGGUGCUGACAAGCAUUGGACGAUCUUCAAACUCUAGUAACUCCAGUAGCAAAGCAAAACUUGCUAAGUUUGCCAAGAGAUCAGUAAAUUGGUUUACCCCAAAAAUGUCCAAAUGCUAUAUUCUGCUAGAAACAUGGGCAGCCUAGGACAUUCAAAUGCAAAGCAAAAAACAUUUUGUUAAUCAUCUGUUUUCUGUAAAAACAGAAGAAUAUUUAGAACAUGGUAAUCCUCAGACCUCAGAAAAUGAACAUUCUUUUUGCUAUUUUAAUCAUUGUUAUACAUUGUUAAAUACAAAGCCAUACAUCCAGCAGUUGUCAGGUA
Macadamia integrifolia is the source of this 3631-nucleotide messenger RNA. Its product is annotated as villin-1. The record is from RefSeq and is a predicted model, not a curated record. The transcript is spliced from 23 exons. Gene Ontology annotation, biological process: cytoskeleton organization. Lineage: Eukaryota; Viridiplantae; Streptophyta; Magnoliopsida; Proteales; Proteaceae. Bases 385 to 3198 code for a protein of 937 amino acids. Gene Ontology annotation, molecular function: actin filament binding.